Molecule: messenger RNA, 799 nt
Organism: Prorocentrum cordatum
Lineage: Eukaryota; Dinophyceae; Prorocentrales; Prorocentraceae
Source: the annotation of a GenBank genome assembly
CAGCAACUGCAGCAGCAGAGAAUUACUGACCGCAAGGUGACAGGCAUGGUUAACGAUAUGGCUGCCAUGCAACGACGACAGGACAGUGCUGAACGACGAAUGGCUGAGGGCCAGGCUCAGAUGGAUAAACGAAUGACAGAUCUGGAGAAGCAGGUUUUAGAGCUCAAGUCGCAUACCGCUGCAGGUUCUGGGGCAUCCACUGGAGCUACUUCUGCUGGCUUUGGGGGUGAGGCGACUUGGCCAAACGAGAGCAGGCGUCCAUUCCGAGCCUUCAAUCCAGAGUGGAUCGAUUUUCGUGGAUGGGUGAUUGACUGGAGUAAUCCGAUUCGACGGUCAGAGCAAAUGAUUUCAGAUCGGGACGUGGGCAUUCUCAUUCACAACUUGAAGAUGAGCCUUCCAGAGGAUGACCGUGCGAAGAUUGACGAGCUUGGUACGCUUCGUAUGAAUGGGAAUCGUCCCAACUACGCAAACUUCCGCAUCAAGUUUACCACUGGUACUGAGUCAGACGUACUCUGGAGGUGCAAAAAGUUUUGGGAAGAAGCUCUGAUCCCGCCUGAGGAUCGAACUGAGGAGCAAAGGUCUCUUGCCCGUCCGACACCACAGGAUCUUUUCAAAGACAUGGACAACAGACCGUGUGCGGCUGGAGGCUCCAUUCGGAUCAAGACACAGGCGCCGCCAUGGAAAGAGGACCACAUCAAUGCUGUUGGCAGAUUCCAUGGUGUGUGGCGCGAUACGGUCGUUGCGAGGAAUCCUGAUACGCCAAUGAAGAUCAAGGGAGUGCCUGGGAGUGGAAAGGGGG